Molecule: messenger RNA, 966 nt
Organism: Rotaria sp. Silwood2
Lineage: Eukaryota; Metazoa; Rotifera; Eurotatoria; Philodinida; Philodinidae
Source: the annotation of a GenBank genome assembly
AUGAAUCCAUUUUCGACGUAUCGUUUUAUAAAUGCUGAAGAAAUAAUUAAAGCCAAUAUCCGUCCUAAUCACAUUCCUGAAGAUAUUAAAGGUUUAUUGGAUACAUUACUCCCUGUGACAUAUAUAACUAAAUCAGAUUUACAAAGAGCAACAAGUCUUCAUACAAAUGUUAUACAAAAACUUGAUUCAAAAUUACAUACAUUGAAAUUAUUGCAAUACUUUGGUUAUAAAUUGGAUCAAAAAGGUAAUUAUACUUAUCAACCAACCGAUUCACAUGGUGAAAUAACACAUCGUCAAAAUGCCACUAAUGAAUUUAAACGAUUUUAUAAUGAUUUGAAAAGAAUUAAGGAAGGAACUUUUGAUGGCUUUACACAGUACAUUAAAUUUCGUUCACAAUCACCACCAUUACCGAAUUCUUCGGCAGUUAAAGAAGGCAAUGAAAAAACAUCGGAAAAAAUAAAAUCUUUUAAGGAAAGCAUUGUACCAAGACAUGGUGGACGACCUGCACAUAAUUUUAUCCGCCGGAAAUUAUUACUUUUUUUAUACAAACAGAAAUAUCCUCAAUCAAUUGAGUUUGGUGAUGAAUUAAUUGACGACGAAAUCGAUCGACUUGUACGUGAAUUAAAACAAAAAGAUGAAAGUCACGAUCGAUCUUCUGGUGAUGAAGUUUAUUUUGAAUGUUUAAUUCGUACAAAUUUCGACAAGGAAGCUGCAGUUAACAUACUACGUCAUAAUCGACCGAAUUUAAAACCACCUCCUCAACCCGAAGCUUCACGAGAACCAACUACAACAACAAUUGCUCGUAGUAUACGACCUUUACAACAACAAUGGGGAUUACUAAAUGCAGAUGCAGAAGAAAAUGCAGCUCCUCAAAUGUUAUUACAUGAAGGCGAUGUAAGAAUUAACCAUUUUCAUAGAAAAGGACGGGGGGCGAUUUCUACAGAAAUCGGCCCAAUUGAAUUUUAA